Molecule: messenger RNA, 3945 nt
Organism: Ornithodoros turicata
Lineage: Eukaryota; Metazoa; Arthropoda; Arachnida; Ixodida; Argasidae
Product: rotatin-like
Exons: 29
Coding region: 220-3945 (1241 amino acids)
Biological process (GO): ciliary basal body organization; centriole replication; centriole-centriole cohesion
Cellular component (GO): centriole; ciliary basal body; centrosome
Source: RefSeq, a predicted model, not a curated record
GACGGCGGGAAUUUGCUGUACAUAUCAUGUAGAAAAAUGACCAGCUCUAUUUGUUUUGCCAUAAUUGGUCGUGAGUUCGAGAAAUUGCGGGCCAUUCAUGCAGGCUAUAGGUUUCUAGCUGACAUGUUGGCUUCGUUACUUGCAGAGUGUACGUAAAUGAAUGUGGUGUCCUGAGCCUGCCUACCUGGUGAAUUUGUGGUCUUUAUUGUCUUUCCUUAAAUGAUGGCAGGAGACAACACGCACCACCCUCAAGGUUCCUGCAUAAAUAUUUUGCGGCUGCCAUCGGCAAAACUCACGUCCCAAGACAUGCAACUUCUCGAAUCUGUAUGUAGCACCUUAUGUGGGCAUGAUCAGAAAGCUGUCAAGUCAGCGUGCAAUUUUAUUUCAAGCUCUAUGUCAAGAGACUACCCAGCUGAAAUAUUUCUCCAGAAACCUAGGAUUCUGUUUGCACUGUUGAAGUUGCUGACUGUUCCUUUCGAAGAAGAUCACGUGCAUGCUAUCCAGUGUUUAGAUGCAAUUAUAAGAGGCCUGCAUCGACGCAUCUUGUUUUAUUUGCAACCUGACUUCUCCUGUAGCAAAGAAGAGAGUAGCUUUCUUUCAAGAAGUAUAGGAGCAUCAAGCUCUUUUUCAACAGAAUAUUUCCAGCCUUACAGUGUUGCCAAUGAAACAGACGAUGAGAGUGCCUUCUCUUUACAAAGGUUACAGGAAGGAGGAGGCAUGCGAAAUGCAAUAUCUGUGGAAUAUCUAACCAUUCCAGACUUUUGUGGCAUGAUAAUGCGGACAUUGCUGCCUUUGUUGCGAGCAUCUCCCAUUCAUUGUUUUGCGUCUGUACAUAAAGUGUUGCUGUCUACACUCUCCCUAUUGAAAGGAACUGUUAAGCCUUGUGUUUUGUUGGAACCAUAUGUGGAAAGAACUGUUCUGGAACAAGACUUGAAGACGUGCAUGCAGGAACUGGAGAUUUGCAUGACAUUUUACAAGAAAAAUUUCCGGUGUGGGGGGCAUGCUGAUGAUCGUUUGCUCUAUAUCGCAGUUGCUGUUUUGACAUGGAAAUUUCUUGAUGCUGUUGUGGGUGUGAACAAUUCUCCUCUGGUUUUACCAACGUUCCUCAAGACUGCACUUGAGGACGUUGUCAUGGACAGUGCCUUUCGAAAUGCUUAUCCAGUUGUGCACUCCAGUCUUCUUCAGUAUGCCUCUCUUAGUGAUGUCACCUUCCGGGAUGUGUAUAAAUUGAAAGAGUUCCUAGCUGAAUCAGUGAUAUCUGCACAGAAGUUCUUCAAGAUGAGCCAAUCGAAUGUUAGCCCAAGUGAACUGGUUGCAUUCUAUAAUCUGUUUGCUGAUUCUCUGCCUUGCCUCCCCUAUCUGCCAAAUAAGAACAUGAUAAAGGAAUUUAUCAUUGCUUAUUCCAGCAUGUUUGUGUACUCCAGUGAUGCUGCAAAUUCGAUGGCCUGCACUACAUUAUUGCAGUUACUCAAACAUUCUGAUGCUAGUGUUAGGCAAGAGGCCUGGGAGUGCUGCACACAAAUUGUUAAGAAUGCAUUGCCACCAGACAGUGUCUCAUCAAUCCCUGAAUCUAAGCUCCAGCGCAUUCAGUUCAUACUUCAACACGAUAUCGUAACAUGUAUAGCCACCUGUGGCCUCCAAGAGAAUUAUAAGGAUAUUUCUGACAACUGUGCCGCUUUGUUAACAAGCUUACUACAUAGUAGGUGGCUUCUGUCUCCAAAGAACUGGAGAGAAAUAUUGUUGUGCCUUUCACCUGCAUAUCCUAUACUUCAGUGCUAUACAGAUGCUGACACUACUCUGGGAGGCUAUAUGCUUACCAUGUGUAAUCCUGACACACUGGAUGGUGUCGUUUCACUGUCUACAUUGGAGUGUCUCAUGAGUAACCUAAGGAACCUAUUUUGUGUCAAUGACAAGACGAAAGAAAAAGCACUGCACUACCUUUUGAGACUGCUUGCACAACAGGAGGAUUCUGAUGCCCGUGCUCCUCGGAUUCAGAAUGUGGCUAACAACAUAAACCUGACGGGAAUAUUUCAUUCAGAUGCUUCAUCCAAUGUGCUAUUCUCAAUGCGUAAGGCUAAUGCAACAGAACAGUCUGGUAACAUGAAAUCGCUAUUGGCAGUGGCAGGCAACAUUGCCAUGGACCCUGAUGUACGAGCUUCUUGUCUUCGCCAGGUUUCACUCUUAGUAGAAGACAGAGGUGUGCAUGCCCACUUUCAGGAUAAUGGCGGUGACGAUAUUGUAAGGAAAAUACUGGUUGACUUUUCUGAGAAAACUGACGGUUCUGUGAUAUCCUUGGAAAUGGUUAUGGAUGCUCUAAGAAUCUUAAGGACUAGACUACUACUUAGUUAUGAAUUCAGGAAUUGGCUAAGUGGGAAUGAAUCCUACUGCUUCACCAUUCUGCGGUGUUUCGUACUGCAAAGUGUUUCAAGGGGUGUUGCCCUGUUUCCAGUGAUAUUUGCUGCCAUAGCAUUUCACCAUUUCAUCAAUGUUAACAUAAUGGAAGACAAAUACGAAAUUUGCCUUCUUGGCGUCUUCCUUGAAAGGCUUCAUUUUCCAUUUGUAGUAUCUUCAUGGGAUCCACAUAGCGAAGUGAACAGUAUGGUUUCUCCUGAGGUUUUGGCCCUUAAUACUGCGGCUUUGUCCAAGCAGUUUCUCCUCCUAUGGCAUCUGGAGCAGUAUGGUGGAGAACGCGGUUUGAUUGAAGCACUGCAAGAUGAUGUUAUACUACGGGAGGGCCCACAUUUCAGUGUGCUAAAAGAAGAGGUCGACCCUAUAAUGGCCACAUGUCCACAGUUAUGUGCUGCAAACCUCCUAGCCAGGUUGUGCAAUGCAACAGCUCAUACAGAGGCUUUAAACGCUAUAUGCCACCUUUGCAUUCUCAUACAAGCACCUCCAUCGCAGCUGCCUGAUGAUGUAUGGGAGAUGAAUUCCUGGAAAGCAGCGCUUAACAGGUUCCUGGUAUUAGUUCCAUCUAGCUCAGAGGAUGCAGAAUUGCUAAGCAACGUGUUCUCAUUGCUGGAGGUUGUCCUGCUUACUGGUGAUGUUCCUCCUAAAAUGCUCGAGUGGAUGUGGCACACGGUACUGUUACAGCAUGGUCCUUGCCAGCAUAUUAUUUUGAACUUGCAGCACUUUAUGAAUCCAGGAGGUCUGCAUCACAGUUUCAGGUUGUUGGCAGAAACACUGCUCAAAUUUCUGGAAUCUCUGCUUGCAAGGAGUGAAUCAAGGUUGCCUGAAGAUCUAGAAUCCCUAGUUCUAGGCCUCGGAGCUGCCCUCAGUGUUGGAGAAAUAUCACAACCUUGCAACUUGCUACUUCUGCAUAAUAUUCUGUCCUGCUUGCAUCAUGCAUUGGCUGGAUCUGCCAGUGCCAAAGCACCAAUUAGUUGGGAUAGAUUGCUCAAGAUUCUGUCACCCCUCAUUGAGAUUGCCACCUUGUUUCACUCUGGUCCAGAAAAUAAGUGUGGGGUAUAUGUGGGCCUUAAGGUAGCACAACUGGCUGCCUUGUGCUUGCAUCAGUUUGCUGAUUGCAUGUCCACAACUGGUCCUCAUCAGUGGGAGCAAUAUUGGGUACAGUGUGAACACAAAACUGAAGGUUCAGUUAAUAUUGGGCUUACAUGGCUUUUACCUCUCUGGACUGAUCCUGACCCUCAGAUUAGAGCUGCUGGUCUUGGCAUUGCAGUCAGCUUGACAUGCUCAAAUUUUGGCCAGAAAGUACUGACUGACCAUCUACAGCAAUUAGUGGGAGGCCUAUGGGGAGUAGCACUGAGCUUCCUAAGUGACCACGAGGAAGCUAGCAUUGUAAGGGAACAGAAAUUGCACAUAUUUCCAUCUGUUACCGAACAUAAUUCUGGAGGUUGGGAGUACAUUUACUGGAACCUGCAAUGUCCAGAGUACAGUGUUGACCAUGAGGUCACAAAAUUUGUAGACUUUAGUGACAGAAAAUUGUGA